This is a messenger RNA of Fusarium fujikuroi IMI 58289, 867 nucleotides long. RefSeq lists its product as uncharacterized. The transcript is spliced from 3 exons. NCBI's taxonomy places the organism in Eukaryota, Fungi, Ascomycota, Sordariomycetes, Hypocreales, Nectriaceae. The record is from RefSeq and is a predicted model, not a curated record. Bases 1 to 867 code for a protein of 288 amino acids.
AUGCCGCCACAGAGUAGAGCCCAAGGAUCCCUUAGUCAAAGGCGACCAGAAAACAACACCCUGCAAGUUGAAGCAGCAGCCAUGAAUCGACACAGAAACGAUCAAAGACGGGCGAAUCUCGAGAAGAUCGCCCGUUAUAUCAUUCAUCCCCUCAGCCAGUCCCCAUACAAACAUGUGGGCAUGGAUUUCCUCAGUCGAUGCCGCAUCAAAUGCAAAGACAUGGACUUCAAAACCGGCCAAGUGGGCAAGCAGACAGAACAAUUCAUCCAACCUAUCCCCCCAAAAGUCGUUCAGCAGUGGCUUGAUGAGACCAGACCACCGCCCAAGGAGCGUCGAGAUAUCGUCAAUGAAUACUCCCACGAGUUCCCUAACGAUAAUCAGUGGGAGGCUACAAUGAUAUGGAGACGCAUCAACGCCCCCAGCAAUUCCCGCUUUGUCAACCGCCUAGGUGAAGAGAACGCCAACUGGCAACUCAAAGGUGUUCUUCGACAACACCUCCCCAACCAAUCAAACUAUGAUCGCCCUCUUGAUCCCAACAGACCUCACGCUAUUUGCUAUCUUGCAGAUGGAGCAGAACCGGUUGAUGACAUGCUCUUGACCAGCGAACUCACCACCUUGCUACUCAUGGCGACCGACACAGCCCUCAAGGCUACUUGGCAGAAGCACAAGCUGAUCUCGGUGACCCUCAUUACUGGCUCGUACAGGGCUGUUCGGGUGUCCCAGUGCGUCCUGGAUGCAGAGACGGGGAGUAUCGAGAUACGUAAAUCGCCUCAUAUUACUUUUAACAAAGGUUUGUUGGCCGAGUGGGCCAAAUAUUUGACUCUAAUGGGCUGGGUGCUCGGUAAGCCAGCAGGGCAGACAGUGUGA